Molecule: messenger RNA, 2316 nt
Organism: Oryza brachyantha (malo sina)
Lineage: Eukaryota; Viridiplantae; Streptophyta; Magnoliopsida; Poales; Poaceae
Product: probable serine/threonine-protein kinase PBL3
Exons: 6
Coding region: 799-2064 (421 amino acids)
Biological process (GO): protein phosphorylation
Molecular function (GO): protein kinase activity; ATP binding
Source: RefSeq, a predicted model, not a curated record
UAGCUGCAUCCGCUUUGCUUCCGCCGCUUUUCUCCGUCUCUUCUCGCUCCCUUCCCUCCCUCCAUCUCCCCCUGGCCCUGCGGUCUCAAAGCCAUCCACCUCGCCGCCUUCGUGCGUCCCUCUCCUCCGUGUGCGUCUCUCUCUCGGCCACGGCGUGGCAGCUAAGUUGACUUCAGCUGCGACGACGACGGAGGAGUGAAGGGUUUCUGUGGCUCCGUUUCUUGGAUGCGUUCGUGGUGGCCGCCCUUCUUGCGGAUCGGGUUGCUUGUUUCGCCAGUGCGCGGGAACCGAUCGAAAGGCUGGAUCUUUCUUCGCGCGUGAACGCCCAGUUGGUCUGCAGCUCGUAGGAGGAGGAAGAGUUCAGCCUGAGGUGGCUGCGCGUGCAGGUUCGAGUUGACUUUGUGGGUUUGGUUCUUUGCUUCGUUUGUCUCUUGCGAGCUGCGGAUUUUUUCUCUUUCUCCCGCGGGAUUGGUGGUCGAGCUUGAUCCAAACCUUGCAAAGAUUGGACCUUUGGUGCUUGGCUGCGCGGUUCUUAUAUCGUUGGCGAUUCAGGGGCUCACUUGGAGCACUGUUCCUCUUGAUUCCUUGCAUUAUUGGCCCUCCCUUGAGAUAAAAAGUUUGUCUCGAGAGAAAUUCUCCUGCCAGAGAUUUUAGUUGGUUUGGGAUCAUUGGGCUAGAAGCUUUCUUGGUUCAUUCAACAGAGAGGAUUGAAGAGGAGGCACAAAGUGGAUGGGUGGGUGACUGCUAAUUUAGUAAUUUGGUAGAGUGCAUAGACGAGCAAGAGGAAGGGCAGGAGAGAUGGGGAAUUGCAUGGACACCACGGCGCGGGUGGAUCACAGCGUGAACAAUGGUGCAUACCCUUCAAAAGUGACCAGCAAAACAAGUUUAUCGUCUGUCCCUUCCACGCUUAAGAGCAACUCAAGUCGUUCAACUUUGACUCUGCCGUCUAUGAAGGACAGAAGUGAGCUUCCUACUCCUCGGACAGAAGGUGAAAUCCUGUCAUCUUCGAACUUAAAGGCCUUCUUGUUCAGUGAUCUAAAGAAUGCGACAAAGAACUUCCGACCCGACAGUCUUCUUGGCGAAGGAGGAUUUGGACACGUGUACAAAGGUUGGAUUGAUGAACACACGCUUGCUCCUUCAAAACCAGGAAGUGGCAUGGUUGUUGCUGUCAAGAAGCUUAAACCAGAAGGUUUCCAAGGACACAAGGAAUGGCUGACGGAGGUUAACUACCUUGGCCAACUUCACCACAAGAAUCUUGUUAAGCUCAUUGGCUAUUGCUCUGAUGGUGACAACCGACUUCUUGUGUAUGAGUUCAUGCCAAAGGGAAGUUUGGAGAAUCAUCUCUUCAGAAGAGGUGCUGAUCCUUUGCCAUGGGCAAUAAGGCUCAAGGUAGCUAUAGGUGCUGCUAGGGGUUUGUCAUUUUUGCACGACGCUGAGAACCAAGUUAUAUAUCGAGAUUUCAAGGCAUCAAACAUUCUCCUUGAUUCGGACUUUAACGCAAAGCUCUCAGAUUUUGGUUUAGCAAAAGCAGGUCCUACUGGGGAUAAGACACAUGUUUCCACACAGGUCAUGGGCACUCACGGAUAUGCAGCUCCAGAGUACAUUGCAACAGGUCGCCUCUCCGCAAAGGCAGAUGUCUACAGCUUCGGUGUGGUGUUGCUUGAGUUGCUCACAGGAAGACGGGCGCUGGACAAAUCGAAACCUGGCAUAGAGCAGAACCUGGUUGACUGGGCCAAACCCCACUUGGGCGACAAGCGAAGGCUGUACCGCGUCAUGGAUACAAAGCUGGGAGGCCAAUAUCCGAAGAAAGGCGCUCACGCCAUCGCGAACAUUGCCCUGCAGUGUAUCUGCAAUGACGCCAAGAUGCGCCCCCUGAUGUCUGAGGUCCUGGAAGAGCUGGAGCAGCUGCAGGACUCCAAAUAUAACAUGGCAUCACCACAGGUUGACAUCAGGAAGUCCUCACACACCGUCCCAAAGUCACCAAUGAGGAUCCAGCCAUCACCACGGCGCUCACUUGGAGCAGCAUCCCCAUUGCCAACAUAUAGGACUGCUAAAGUGCACUAGAAACGCAGCAUAGAAGAGGUCUUACAUCUGCACGGCUGUACAGUUUGUUAUGUAAGCAGUGUUCUUUCUUUCUUUUUCUUUUUCUUUCUUUUUUUUGUGAGGAAGCUUCUAUUUAUUUAUAGUGAUGUUUCUUUGGUAUGUGUGAUAUGAGAAUCUGACGAUAGAUUAUGAUGUAAAUUGUUUGCCAAGAUAAUGGGUGCCAAAUUCUGGUGCCCCUGUUCUGCUAUGAUAGGUCCCUAUUGUUUCUUCUCA